Rhagoletis zephyria (snowberry fruit fly) is the source of this 1535-nucleotide messenger RNA. RefSeq names its product homeobox protein OTX2 (gene oc). Gene Ontology annotation, biological process: regulation of transcription by RNA polymerase II. Gene Ontology annotation, molecular function: RNA polymerase II cis-regulatory region sequence-specific DNA binding; DNA-binding transcription factor activity, RNA polymerase II-specific. Lineage: Eukaryota; Metazoa; Arthropoda; Insecta; Diptera; Tephritidae. The record is from RefSeq and is a predicted model, not a curated record. Gene Ontology annotation, cellular component: nucleus.
AUGGCUGCGGGUUUCUUGAAAUCCGGCGAUUUGGGUCCACAUCCGCACAGCUAUGGCGGCCCACAUCCACAUCAUUCGGUGCCGCAUGGGCCGCUGCCGCCAGGAAUGCCAAUGCCUUCGCUGGGACCCUUCGGAUUACCCCACGGCUUAGAAGCUGUUGGGUUCUCCCAAGGUAUGUGGGGUGUGAAUACAAGAAAGCAAAGACGUGAACGAACAACAUUUACGCGCGCCCAACUGGAUGUGCUGGAGGCGUUAUUCGGCAAGACCCGCUACCCGGACAUCUUUAUGCGAGAGGAAGUUGCGCUGAAAAUCAAUCUACCCGAAUCCAGAGUGCAGGUUUGGUUCAAGAAUCGACGCGCUAAAUGUCGCCAGCAACUCCAGCAGCAACAGCAAUCCAACAGCCUUAACAGUUCGAAGAAUGUCAACUCCGGCUCUAGCUCCUGCUCUUCAUCGCGCAAUACAUCGAAUAAUAAUAGUAACAACAACAAUUCCAGCUCAUCCAAUGCCAACAAAUCAAGUUCGCACUCAUCGCACUCGACGUCUGGCAGCGGUGGCAGUGGCAACAAAUCGAGUAACUCCUCGGGCGCUGGCGCCCAUGUGAACAACUCGAAUAGUGGGGGCGGCUCAUCCGCAGCAGCCGCCGCUGCCGCCGCCGCAGUCGCACAGUCGAUUAAAUCCCAUCAUAGUUCCUACCUGAGUGCGUCCUCUUCCGGCUCAGCGAUAACGCCCACCUCCGGCUCGAUCGUAUCGUCGCACUCGCACUCAUCACACCCGCAUCAUAUGUCAGCUGCCGGCGGCAUUAAUUCACUUGCGUCCGGUCCGUCGGUAGCAACAGUGAAUUCACUGAACGCUUCAGUUGCCGCACAUCAGAAUUCGUCACCGCUGCUGCCCACACCCGCCACCUCUGUCAGCCCCGUUAGCAUUGUGUGCAAGAAGGAGCACAUUAGCGCUGGCUACCCCAGCGGCCCGGUCGCGCAUGAUGGCUCCUUGCGCUCCGCCUACGAUUCGUUGAAGGAGGGCGGCGGCGAUAUUAGCAGCAGUGCUGCGCAUCAUCACAGCAUCUAUGGCACAGCGGCAGCAACGAAUCCACGCCUAGUCCAACCCGGCGGCAAUAUAACGCCGAUGGAUUCCAGCUCUAGCAUAACGACACCUUCUCCGCCCAUUACGCCCAUGUCGCCGCAGUCGGCCGCCGCAGCAGCGCACGCCGCACAAAGCGCACAGUCGGCACACCACUCUGCCGCCCAUUCAGCGUACAUGCCCAACCAUGAUUCGUACAAUUUCUGGCAUAAUCAGUACCAACAGUACCCCAAUAAUUACGCUCAAGCGCCGAGCUAUUACUCGCAAAUGGAAUAUUUCAGCAAUCAGAAUCAGGUCAACUACAACAUGGGUCACACCGGCUACAGCGCAUCGAAUUUCGGUCUAUCGCCUAGUCCCUCCUUCACCGGCUCCGUGUCCGCGCAGGCCUUCUCGCAAAACAGCCUGGACUACAUGUCACCACAAGACAAGUACGUGAAUAUGGUGUAGAAUCUGCUGAU